Bacidia gigantensis is the source of this 870-nucleotide messenger RNA. RefSeq lists its product as uncharacterized. NCBI's taxonomy places the organism in Eukaryota, Fungi, Ascomycota, Lecanoromycetes, Lecanorales, Ramalinaceae. The transcript has a single exon. The record is from RefSeq and is a predicted model, not a curated record. The coding region runs from base 1 to 870 and encodes 289 amino acids.
AUGAUUAUCGGUGCAUCUCUAAAAGUGUCAGACUGUGCUAGCGCUGAUCACGAGGCGGCCACCAAGGCCUUGAUCAAAGGACUCACUGCUGGCGACAGAGCUGAUGGGCCGAAAUAUCUGAUCCAUACUUCAGGUACUGGUAUCUUGAUGCACAAAGAUCUAGAAUCCAAUUUCAACAAAAAGCCAAGAACUCUUGGUGAGGCUGCAGAUGAUAUCUACGAUGACUGGAGCGGUGUUACCCAAGUCACAUCCCUUCCAGAUUUUGCACCGCAUCGUAAAGUGGAUAGGUUAGUGAUCGAAAGUGAUGGUCCAAGUCUCAAGACCGCAAUUGUGUGUCCACCGACAAUCUACGGUGUUGCCCGUGGACCCGGAAACGUGAGGGGUCAUCAAUUGUACGAACUCGCACGCUGCACGCUUGAAAAAGGGCAUGGGCUGCAGAUCGGUGCCGGUAAGACAUUCUGGACAUACAUUCACGUGAAAGACAUGAGUAAGGUCUAUCUCAAAUUGGUCAAUGCCGCUUUGGCGGGCGGCGGUGAGGCAACCUGGGGCGCUGCAGGCUAUUACUUCACUGAGAACGGUGAGCACGUUUGGGGCGACGUUUCCAAAGCGGUCGCUCGUGAAGCAAAGAAACAAGGCCUCAUUUCUGAUGAUCAAGUGUUGUCUGUUUCAGCUGACGAGGGUGAUCGACUGACCAAAUACGGAUCCCUUCUUUGGGGAGCCAAUUCACGUUGUCGGGCGGUGAGAGCACGUGAAUUACUCGGAUGGGUUCCCAUUGAGAAGUCUCUAUACGAAGAAAUUCCCAAUGCAGUGAGCUCGGAGGCACGGAGGCUAGGAUUGACCAGUGGUCACGGAUCGAAAGUUGCCGGAUAG